AUGUCGGAGAGAAAAUUUCGCAGCUUGACUCCUCGCGUCCAAAAAAUUACCGAUACAAGCUACAUCAGUGAGCCUCUUCAACAAAUUGAUGAAGAAAGCAAUGAGGUCAGCAACCAGCUGCGUCUUAUACGUAGCAGAUAUGAUAAGCUUAAAGAUCUCAAUCGAAUCAAACGACUAAAAGUAGAAAAACUAAAAAAAGAAAUUGCUCAAGCCAAAAAAAUCGGAAAUUCUAUGCAAGGUGACAAGUACAAUUUAGAAGCCAAAAUCAUAAAACUCGAAAACUCAAUUGAAAUGGCCAAGGCAAAACGAAUUGAAGAAGAAGUUUAUGCGAGAAGUUAUAUGCAUAUUCUCAAUAGAAUGAGAGAAGAAAAACUUAUUCUCGAUAAACAAGCACGCGUCAGACAAGAUGAACUCAGCACUAAGAAACAAGUUUUGACUUUAGAAGAACAAAAAACUCGGCAGGCCUAUGAAAGUCAAUUAAAAUCACGAAUUGAGCUAAAAGAACUGAAACAUCAAAUGGACACUGAGAAAAGGCAGCAGGAGGAGUCUUUAAAAGUCAUAGAAAAGAAAGCUCUGGAAAGAGAAAAAGCUUUAUCUAGGCUUGAAGAAAGAACAAGAAGGAGGGAAGAAUUAGCAGAAACUGCAAGAAAUGAGGCAUCAAGCCAAGAAACUUUUGAUUUGAGGCAAAGUUUGCAGCUUCAUAGGUUUUGGUAUAGAAUUUUCCCAUAGAUGGCGCUGUUUGCCCUUGAUUUGCCCACUAGUAAAAUUUUUUGGUUUGACUAAACCAUAUGGUACUGGUCGAACCAAAAAAUUUUCCCAGUGGGCAAAUCAAGGGCAAACAGCGUCAUCUAUGGGAAAUUUCUAUAUCUGAUGAUAAAUAAAAGGAUAAGUUAUGAGCUAGAAAGAGGAAGUGACAUAGAAAAAGCUUUCCAAAAAAUUCGGGUCGCCACUGGGCUUCAUGAUAUUGAAGAAAUUGUUAGAAGAUUUUUAACAAGAGAACAAAGUUACACAGAAUUCAUUGACGUUGUAAAAGAAACUGAAAAAAAGCUUGAAGAAGUUAGAGACAAGACAGAUGCUGCCAGAUCCCAGCUACAAGAUAUACAGUUUGAUAGAGAAGGUGAUGGAAAACUACAAAAAAAGAUCAGAGAAAUUGAAGAAGCUUACAAUGAAGAAUAUAAAACUUAUUUAAUUGCCUGUGAGAAAUGCAAAAAAUAUCAGCUGGUUACUGAUAAAGUUAAAGACUGGGUAGUCAAACACUUGAAGAUUUUGAACAAUGAAGACGAAAUAGGAGAGCUAACUGAGCUUUUUCAGAAGCUGAAUGAUUCUGUAAUUUUAUUACUUGAUAAAGUAGCAGAUAAGCAUGAUAAGCUGAUUGAAAAUGUGGAGACUUAUCGCAAGAAGAAAACACAAGACAUCAUGCGAGAGCUAAACUCGUCACCUUUGUCAUUAAAAAAUAAGAGAUUCACUCCUAUACUUCAAGAAUCAAACUCAGAAGAAGAUAUUAAGCUAUUAGGAACUGGAGUGCCCUCUUAA
Molecule: messenger RNA, 1533 nt
Organism: Blepharisma stoltei
Lineage: Eukaryota; Ciliophora; Heterotrichea; Heterotrichida; Blepharismidae
Source: the annotation of a GenBank genome assembly